Daldinia decipiens is the source of this 2200-nucleotide messenger RNA. RefSeq names its product Scd6-like Sm domain-containing protein. Gene Ontology annotation, cellular component: P-body. Gene Ontology annotation, molecular function: mRNA binding. Lineage: Eukaryota; Fungi; Ascomycota; Sordariomycetes; Xylariales; Hypoxylaceae. Gene Ontology annotation, biological process: P-body assembly; cytoplasmic stress granule assembly. The transcript is spliced from 5 exons. The coding region runs from base 446 to 2053 and encodes 535 amino acids. The record is from RefSeq and is a predicted model, not a curated record.
GGUAAGUUCUGAGAUGUAUUUUCUGUGAUGUACUUCGUAUUGCAGCAAACGAGCCCCUAAAAACCUAGGCAGCUAAUGGACGAUAUGGCUGUGGCUUAGCAACCAGUUGGACCUAGGAGUAGACAUUAAAAAGGUGGCGCACCUUAUAUUGUUGACGCCCAUCUGGCAAGUGAAUACACCUCAUGUAACGGGGCUGGUGCUAACGGUGCGGUUUGUUCAAAUUUUAAUUCUUCGCACCCGGAAAUUCAGUCUCCUCUCUUUUCCUUUCAACCCUAUCCCAUCCAACCUCCUCCUCCUCCACCUUCAACGGUAAAUUGCAUUUAUUUUUCGUAAUUCCGUACUUUUCAAACGUCGUUACAGCAAUUUAUCUCUACUUACCACAUACCUUGAUUGCAUUUACUUCCUCCUCCUGUGCGCGGAUCGCGCACACCUUUUAACAUAUACCAUGUCUGAAUUUCUUGGCUCUCGCAUAUCCCUCAUCUCGAAGAGUGAUAUCCGCUAUUCGGGUGUAUUGCACGAGAUCAAUUCAGAAGAGUCGACGGUCUCUCUGGAAAAUGUCAGAUCGUUCGGUACCGAGGGCCGCAAGGGUAACCCAGAAGAAGAGAUAGCACCUUCUGAUCAAGUCUACGAGUACAUCGUCUUUCGCGGUAGCGACGUGAAAGACUUGCGAAUCGAGCAAGCUCCUGUUCCUCCUAAAGAGAACCAACCUCCCAAGGUUCCGGAUGACCCUGCUAUCGUUGGAGCUCGUACUCGUCCUGCAGGUGCCAUUCCACCUGGUUCGGAAGCUCCAGGCUACGGCCAAAGUCCGUACCAGCCCAACCCGUUCUAUCCUCCACCUCCUGGACAAUGGGAACGUGGUGGCCCUGGUCCCGUUCCGGGUCAAGGCUUCCAUGGAAUGCCCUACCCACCCCCUCCCGGCUGGUUUCCCGGCCAAGGUUUCCCGGCUGGUGGACCUGGAGGGCCUGGUCCGUGGAAUAGCUUUGGAUACCCGCCUGGACCUGGACCUCAAGGGCCUCAAGGACCCCCUGGCAUGCCUGGCGUACCUAGUCAAGGGAUGAGGGGAACACCCCAGCAGGAGAGCAAUAACAACAAGCCUGCUCCUAUCGGUGCAGGCGUCGACAAACAAAGACUGCAACCUAUUCAGCCUGCCCCAACGAAUGUCGCCCCGACCCCGCCGGUCGAGUCGAAACCUACUGCGGCGGAAGUCAAAGCUACUGCAGAAUCUCUAUCGACAACGAACGCCCCUCCGACCAACGUCACUGAGAAGAAGGCCGCUCCAACCGGUCCUAAGAACAACCGAGUCCUCCCUGCUGUGCCGAUUCAGGCCGCAGUCACUCCGAAAAUCGCCUCCCAAGUUACUGCCGCCGCUUCUACAGUUAAACCCGCAGGAGGGCAAGCUGCUGCUCAGGCUGCACUUAAAGAUGCCACCCAAGCCGCAAAAGAAGCAGUUGCUGUCGCGAUGGCGAAGCUUAACAACUCUGCCGCUGCUGAAACCUCUGCACAGAAUGGUAGUGCAAUGGACAACUUGACUAAGAAGGUCAACGAGAUGAGGAUGACCGCUCCCAGGUCCUCGGCAAACGGUAGGGGACGUGGCCGAGGCGGUCGUUCCGGCGGACCAACCAAGGUCAACGUUCCGGAUUCCGACUUCGACUUCGAAGCUGGUAAUGCAAAGUUUAACAAGCAAGAUCUCGUAAAAGAGGCUAUCGCGGGCUCGCCUCUCGUUGAGGUCAUCCCUAAUGCUCCAGCCCCAGAGCAAGUGCAGACCGACGAUUCCGCACCUCCUGUUGCCUAUAACAAGACUAGGUCGUUUUUCGAUAAUAUCUCUAGCGAAUCUAAGGAUCGCGCCGAGAACGGCGGCCAGAAACCUGGCGGGCGAGAGUGGCGCGGCGAGGAGCAGCGCAAAAACAUGGAGACAUUUGGCCAGGGAAGCGUUGAUGGUGGCUACCGUGGUGGUUACCGCGGCCGGGGCCGUGGCGGACGCGGCGGCCCUCGUGGUCGUGGCUUUACCCCUCGAGGAAGAGGGAAUGCAUACCGCCAACCCGCAGCUCAAUGAUUUACGUCGGCACGUCCGGCGUAUGCAAAUGUCGCACAGUCGACAAAUCGUCUUUACGUUCAUGACUUCCUACUCGUACCCUCAAGCGCAACAUCAUUUAGCAGUGUAUUAAUACGGCAGUUGCAUGAUCUGGUUUUUCUUUUUCCA